Phytomonas sp. EM1 is the source of this 1332-nucleotide messenger RNA. The record is from the annotation of a GenBank genome assembly. NCBI's taxonomy places the organism in Eukaryota, Euglenozoa, Kinetoplastea, Trypanosomatida, Trypanosomatidae.
GUUUUGUUUUCUUCAUGAAUAUAUUCAUUCUAGCAAUUGUUUGAAUUAAGGCCAUGAACACCAGGAAACCAGUACUGAACAAGGUGACAGAUUUACAUGAGGCCGCAGAAAUGAUCUUGAAUUGGUUUGAAAAAGAAAAUAAACCCGCCACUGUACAAUCCCUCACAGACGCGCUUGGAAGUUGUGCAGCAAAAACUCUCAUCCAAAAGACACUGGAGAAUCUCUCAGAACAGGGGAAGCUUCGGACGAAGGACCUCAAGAAGGUUAGGCUUUUUUUCCUGAAUAUGGACGCAUAUAACAUACGCAUCUCUGGGUUGAUGGAUACAAAAAAUGAAGUGACUGAAACCAUCACUGAAACUGAACAUAACACUGAAUGCAUUGAGGAAAAGAAUCAACUGAUCGAGGACAUCUUAAGUGUGUCGCGCUUAAUCCAAGAAAAGGAACAACUUCUGACGCAAUUGAAACAAAGUCUAGCCGUGUCUGAGCGUAAAGAAAAGCUUUCCCUCGCAUUGGCUGAAGUAGAUGCCAUGGAGAAACAACUUUUAGAGGCAAGGGAGAACGCUCAGUUGGGUGAUGUCUCCUCUUGUAAGGGUGACUACGCCGAUGAUAGCAUGCGGCGCAUUGUGAGGCGCUACCAAAACGCUCGUCUUCUUUGGCGUGAAAGGAAAGAAUAUGUAGAGCGCAUAGUGGACGGGGUUCUGGGUGACGGAUGCUCAGCACGUGAGCUAGCUGAUACUUUUGGUAUUAUAUCGGACGCUCAAGCAGGGGUAUCUUUAUCUCAGUCUGCUGUGAAUCUUCACCGUUCGUUUCCAAGUAUUUAAAUAUAAUUCCCCUUUUUCCCACUAACAGACUUUUUUUCCGAUCAUUUUUACACAAUUGGGUGUUUGUUCUAAGCUUCUAUUAAUUCCUUUUCUGCUAAUCAUUUUUUCUCAUUAUAUUAUUACUGUUUCCUCGAAAUUAUACUAUAUGACUUAUAUUGUUUAAUAUCCAUGGCUGAUUGCCGUGCAUUGCAGUAAAUUUAGGAAUACUUUGCGCUUUACUUGAAGGCUAAUAAUGAAAAAUUAUUUCCUACCUGCUUAAAAUUAUAUGUGCGUAUAAUCGAAACAGUGAUAAAGCUAAACUAAUAGAAUUUACAAGAGCACCACGUUAAAUACCACUACUGAAAGUCUUUGGUAUUCUGAUGGUGAUGAUUUGCUCUGGAAUUUGUUUCUUUGGUGCAGAACGGCUUUAUCGCUUUUUAAAAAUUUUCUUGUAAUUAAAUAGUUUCCCUUUGUGAUUAUGUGAACUUAACCCCGAUAAGAUUAUAGAACAAACUAAGUUCAUUGAUUUUAA